GUCGCUGCCCGGCCCCGGAGCGAUGUCGGGCGGCGCGGCGAGCGCCCCCAAGCCCCUCCCGUCCUCCGGGCCCAAGUCGCUGCGGGAGAUGCCGCAUCCCCUGGCCACGUCCAGCAGCGAGGAGAUGGGGCCGGCGCUCACCCCCAGCCCUGACCUGCUCCUGCCCCGCAGCAUCGCCGACAAGGAUCUUAGUCUGCCUAAUGGCACACCUGUGGACACUUCUAGCCCAGCCUCCUCCUCAUCUCUCCUUAACAGAUUGCAGCUGGAUGAUGACUUGGAUGUGGAAACUAGAGACCUCUUUGUUACUGUUGAUGAUCCCAAAAAACACGUGUGCACGAUGGAGACGUAUAUCACAUACAGGGUUACAACAAAGACUACACGAGCAGAGUUUGAUUUGCCAGAGUAUUCUGUCCGUCGGCGGUACCAAGACUUCGACUGGUUGAGAAACAAGCUGGAAGAGUCUCAGCCAACGCAUCUCAUUCCCCCUCUUCCUGAGAAAUUUGUGGUGAAGGGUGUUGUUGAUCGCUUUUCUGAAGAGUUCGUGGAGACAAGGAGGAAAGCAUUAGACAAGUUCUUGAAGAGAAUAACUGAUCACCCAGUGCUUUCUUUCAAUGAGCACUUCAACGUCUUUCUCACAGCCAAGGAUCUUAAUGCCUACAAAAAGCAAGGAAUGGCAUUGCUGUCAAAGAUGGGGGAAUCUGUCAAAUAUGUUACAGGAGGCUACAAAUUAAGAAGUCGACCACUGGAGUUUGCAGCCAUUGGGGAUUAUCUAGACACAUUCUCUCUAAAGCUUGGUACCAUUGACAGAAUAGCACAGCGGAUCAUCAAAGAACAGUUGGAAUACUUGGUGGAACUACGAGAAUAUGGACCUGUUUAUUCAACCUGGGGAGGGCUGGAGGUUGAGCUGUCAGAGCCACUGGAAGGGGUGUCUGCCUGUAUUGGAAAUUGUUGCACGGCUCUUGAAGAACUCAGUGAAGACAUGACAGAAGACUUCCUGCCUGUGCUUAGGGAAUAUAUAUUGUAUGCUGAGUCAAUGAAGAAUGUGUUGAAGAAGAGAGACCAAGUUCAAGCAGAGUAUGAAGCAAAACUGGAAGCAGUAGCCUUGAAAAAGGAAGACCGUCCAAAGGUACCCACAGAUGUUGAGAAAUGUCAAGACCGAGUAGAAUGUUUCAAUGCUGACCUGAAAGCAGAUAUGGAGAGAUGGCAGAACAACAAAAGACAAGACUUUAGGCAGCUACUCAUGGGGAUGGCAGAUAAAAACAUCCAGUACUACGAGAAGUGCCUUACGGCGUGGGAGUCAAUUAUACCACUAUUGCAAGACAAGCCAGAGACCAAAUAAGAAGUACCUUCAUGGACAGUCUAGCACUUCUAUGCUCAGUACCACUAGACAUACUGGAACUGUAUGAAGGACUCUUUUUUGUCAAGUUAACUGAAAUGACAGCUGCACUUAGGCUGGAACAGACGCUCUGAAAACUAUUUGAAUUUUUUUUCCUCAAUUUUUGUGUUUAAACUGGGGUAUGUUUCAUCUUUUUGAGUUAUCUUGAAUGGUUCCUUCUUUAUCCUAAGGAGUGAUUGGGGUUUCAUAGUGAAAAUGCAUGGGGAUCUUGAUAAAACUUACCUCUCUAGUCUGGAAGGAACUGAUGAGUGGAGCACUAAAAAGAUGAAAAUAAAACUCUACUGCAAGGUGCCAUAUGACAUCUUUAUUACCAUUCUGUUUUGUUUGCUAAAAAAAAAAUAAUAAUUAUUUCUAUGAUACUGUACUCCCUAACCAAUCCUUAUCUUUUUUUUUUUUUUUUUUUGAAUAGACAGGGAAAGGCUGGGAAAGAAUAUUUUCUGUUUCACUGCAGCCCAUAUGCUCCCUCUGAAUAAAAUGGUCUCUGGAGACUUUUCUGUUUGGGAGUUGGUCUGGUCUUAGAACAUACCACCACCACCCACAGAUAGCCUGUGGUGCGAGCAUGAACUGUGGUUUUUGUGAGUGUGGCAUGCUGUUGGUUCCUACUGAGUAUCGUUGUUUACCUUGGUGAUUAUGAAGUAAUGUCAGUUGGCUGAAGUGUACUUGUGACUGACUUGGGGAUUGGAAUCAGCCUAGCUGCAGGAAUGAGCUGAACAGCAGCCUUUCAAGGGCCCCUUUUAUGGGAAUAGUGGAGGAAGUAUGAGUCUUUAACUUUUCUAAAGCUAGCUCCAGAAGUUGCACGGUGCAAUUCUCUUGGACCAUGCUUUAAAUAUGGGUUUUACUAGAGCCUCUUCAGGCUUGGUCACUUAAGAUGCCUGCUGUAAUAAAGGUAGGACUCUGCUUCCUCUCCCUGUGUGUUUUUUUUGCAGCAGCCAAAAAGUGUCAGAUGUUUGCUUCCACUAAGCAUCAGCGUGUGUGAAACUUGCCUUAAAUGGCUUGGUGGGAGGUAGAUGGGUACCCUGGUAGGUACAGAGUGUUCACACCUGUCUCUGCUGAACCACAUGGCAAGUCUUUUAAGAGACUACUUUCGUUACAGAUCUAUUUUCUUAGUAGUUUUUAUUGGCCUUUAGAAAUGUAACUGCUUCUGCAAGUCCCUUUUUUUCUUCUUUCUCUUGCAGUCCAACCUCAAGUAAAUGCCGAUUCGGUGUUGGUGGCCUUAGGAAUGCUGAUGUGAUUCCCAUGGUCCUAGAGUCUUGAUUUAACAGCAUGCAAAUAAAUCUUUUUUAACCAUCCUAAGGGUGGGGUUUGGGGCUUGUAUCAGUGUAAUAUUUGGAUUUGAGGGAAUAAAUAACUCAGUGCUUACUGCUAAAUUUUAGUGAUUACUUGAUCUCUGUUAACAUUCUUGCAAAGAACCUGAGCAGUAAUUGAGAAUGUCCAAAUUCUGUGUUCUCCUGUGACAACCUAUCGGGUUUGGAAUUUGUCUGUUUUGGAAUUUGUCCCUUCAUAAACACCAAGUGAACCUGCAGCCUACUCAGCUUGUUGGCUUUAUAGCAACUCAAGAUGAGUUAUUGCAGUACUGUGGUAGCUCUCAGGCUAAUGAGGUGGUGCUCUCUGAAUGAAAAAGUCAAGUUUAAGACAUUUUAAGAGGUCUUCCUUUUUGAUUCAGCCUUCACUGACAACUCUCUGGUACUAAACAAACUAUGCUUCUUGUUUUAAACUCAGUUUGUCUGUACACUUAUGUGGUGUAAAUGAGAAUUCUGCAUUAAGUUAUUGUUAGGUUCAGAAUAACAGACUACUCUUGUUGUGCAAGGGAAGUACUUAGGGGGAUCAUCUUGAAGCAGUCUUUCCUUCUAGAAUAAGCACUUGCAUACUAUCUAAGAGUCUGACCUUCAGGGUUACGGUCUUACCUGUUCUCCACAAACAGAGAUCAACAUAAUUUUGGAGUUGUUUCCUGCGUGGUAAAUGGAAUUUUGUAGUUGACUCUACAACAUCACUGGGAGUCAAGCAAAAUAUAAUUUGAACUAAUACUUAGUCAGUGUUCCCUCCAUCUUAUUAAAAAAAAAAAAA
Lepidothrix coronata (blue-crowned manakin) is the source of this 3460-nucleotide messenger RNA. It is a transcript of the gene SNX30, whose product is annotated as sorting nexin family member 30. Bases 23 to 1339 code for a protein of 438 amino acids. Gene Ontology annotation, molecular function: protein binding; phosphatidylinositol binding. The record is from RefSeq and is a predicted model, not a curated record. NCBI's taxonomy places the organism in Eukaryota, Metazoa, Chordata, Aves, Passeriformes, Pipridae. Gene Ontology annotation, cellular component: cytoplasm. The transcript has 9 exons.